Molecule: messenger RNA, 944 nt
Organism: Cantharellus anzutake
Lineage: Eukaryota; Fungi; Basidiomycota; Agaricomycetes; Cantharellales; Hydnaceae
Exons: 5
Coding region: 326-883 (185 amino acids)
Source: RefSeq, a predicted model, not a curated record
ACAGUAGGGGGGCUCACAGUUGAAUAAAUUCACCUAAACUGGAUCUCAAGUGGGAUUUCUCAAGUGAACCUAAAGUGACAAAAGUGCAUCAAAACUAGAUCUAAAGUCGCCACUUUAGGUCCUACUCGACUUGGGGCUCAGGAGCCCCAAUUCGCCUAAAGUCACUCACUUCAACUCAUCUAAACUCGGCUUUAAAACUGAGUAAGUCCACAAACUCUUAGCUAAUACUAACUGUACAGUUUGCUACCUAGGUCACCUGUUUGUUUCCUUCUUCACCAUCACCCCAUCUCUGCCACUUCCACUGCUGUACUGCUCCCCUUGCUACAUGCCCCCCAAACAAAGGAAUCUUGAAGAGGGGGGACCAUCUCAGCCACGGUCCACAUGCCAUUCUCGUGUUUCUAGGAGUGAUGAUGCCACAUCAGCUGUCAAGGCUGAGGCCAAAUCAGAUCCCUGCCCCCCAAAGAUUCAAUGGGACUUUAAUGAACGGUGGACUGACCGCUUGAUUGAAUACCUCUCAAACAACCCAGAUGUUCGACUAAAGAUGUUCAGCGACUCGGUAAAGGAUGCAAGGAAGGAGUCAGGUAAGAAGGUUGUUGGUAGCAAGCCGAAGGUUGAAUACUAUCGCCAGAUAGCCCAGGCAGUUUUUGACAUUGUAGAUGAGGCUGAACACACAGCUUAUGUAUCGGACCCUGAGCAUUAUGCUACAUCUGUCAUGGGUCGGAUCAUAUAUUUACAAAAGACAUACACUGGCUAUCGCAAAUCACUGAAGGUCACUGGUGGAGACUUGAAGGACGAUGAUGAUGAUGGAUCUGAGGCAUACAAUAACCAAAAUGAUCUGAUCAUCUUUCCGUUGGUGGGAUGUGCUGCAUGCAUGGUGGUCUGAGCAUCCCAAGUAUGCCUUUCAAAUGGUGACGAAUUCAACAACCGGAAUCGAAAAAAUGACU